Messenger RNA from Otolemur garnettii (small-eared galago), 1383 nucleotides. RefSeq names its product spermatogenesis associated 18 (gene SPATA18). The record is from RefSeq and is a predicted model, not a curated record. Gene Ontology annotation, cellular component: mitochondrial outer membrane. The transcript is spliced from 12 exons. Gene Ontology annotation, biological process: mitophagy by internal vacuole formation; mitochondrial protein catabolic process. Bases 1 to 1206 code for a protein of 401 amino acids. Lineage: Eukaryota; Metazoa; Chordata; Mammalia; Primates; Galagidae.
AUGGCGGAAAACCUGCGGAGACUGGUCUCGCACGAGGCUUUACGGACGUUGCAGGCACAGUUAGACACCUGGCUGAGGGAGUACAACACAAACACAUGUGAUCAAAAUCUGAACUAUUGCCUCGAAAUCAUUGAACAAGUCGCCAAAGUGCAGGGACAGCUCUUUGGGAUCCUCACAACCGCAGCCCAAGAAGGAGGACACAAUGACGGAGUGGAGACAAUCAAGUCGCGCCUUUUGCCUUGGCUGGAGGCCUCCUUUACUGCUGCCUCCAUGGGAAAGCCCGUUGACAGCAGGGUCCCCUCUCUACAGGACACCUUUGAUAGGGAGAGACAUAAAGACCCUAUUCAGCGGGAUCGGGAAGCACAACUAGACUCCGACUUGAACGCAACCCGUAAUCAACUGAACAAGGUUCAAGACGAUCUGGCUGAAACUGAAAAGAAUCUUGAAGAAACCAGGAACAGAUCGGCCAUAUCCCUUCUGGCUGCAGAGGAGGAAAUAAAUCAGCUAAAAAAGCACUAUUCCCAAGCCCGCCUGGACGCUCAGUGCUUGCUGAGGCGCUGCAUCAACAACGCGGAGACCGUGCAGCGGAUCAUCUACAUCGCCACCGUGGAGGCGUUCCACGUAGCUAAAAUGGCAUUCAGACAUUUCAAGAUCCGUGUGCGGAAAUCGUUGACGCCGUCUUACGCUGGGUCCAAUGACUUUGAGAAUGCUGUUUCAGAUUAUGUCGUUUGUCAUCUUGAUAUGUAUGAUCCCCAAAGCAGUGUCAAUGAUGUGAUCCGAGCCAUGAAUAUCAAUCCCAAGAUUUCGUUCCCUCCUGAAGUUGACUUUUGCCUCCUCAGUGACUUUAUCCGGGAGAUAUGUUGCAUUGCCUUUUCGAUGCAGACCUUAGAACCGCCCCUAGAUAUUGCAUUUGGGGCCGAUGGAGAACUUUUUAAUGAUUACAAGUAUCGUCGCAGCUACGACUCGGACUUCACUGCCCCCUUGGUCUUGUAUCACGUGUGGCCUGCUCUCAUGGAGAAUGACUGUGUCAUUAUGAAGGGAGAAGCUGUCACCAGGAGAGGGGCUUUUUGGAAUUCGGUGCGGCCUGUAACUCGAUGUCGAAGCAGGAGUUUAAGUCCUAUCUGCUCCCGUAGCCGUAUUGGUCUAAGCACGAUAUCUCGAAGUCGGAGCCCUUCUCCAAUAAGAUGUGGAUUGUCAGGGUUUUAAAACCACCAGACACAUUCCUUUGCGGCAGUAUGUCAUCGUAACAGCGAAAUUCCCGGUGCCUUCAUCUGCCUGCUGUGUCUGCCUCAGACCUCACUUAAGAUAAUGUGAAAAGGCAAUUCUGUGUAUCACUCCACACAGAGAGUUAAAUGUUUUGGCUUAGUGCAUUUGUAACUUUAG